Conger conger (European conger) is the source of this 2097-nucleotide messenger RNA. Its product is annotated as lutropin-choriogonadotropic hormone receptor-like. Bases 1 to 2097 code for a protein of 698 amino acids. Gene Ontology annotation, biological process: male gonad development; follicle-stimulating hormone signaling pathway. Gene Ontology annotation, cellular component: membrane. The transcript is spliced from 11 exons. Lineage: Eukaryota; Metazoa; Chordata; Actinopteri; Anguilliformes; Congridae. Gene Ontology annotation, molecular function: thyroid-stimulating hormone receptor activity; follicle-stimulating hormone receptor activity. The record is from RefSeq and is a predicted model, not a curated record.
AUGCUGUUGUGGACGAUGUGGCGACUGGUUGUGCUGUCCAGUGUCCUGCAGGUGCGAUCUGACUGGACUUUUUCGUGCCCCAUUAUUUGCCAGUGCACGGAACACUCUCUGCGAUGCACACGGGAAACUCAGCUCAACGCCUCGGCCAAAUCCUCAGUAAUUCGCAGCGUAAGAUUAACUCUCCUGCCGUUACAAGAAGUCCCAAGUAAUACUUUCAGAGAUCUUCAUAAUGUGGCCACAAUUGAAAUCUCCCAGAGUGAUUCCAUCAGGAUAUUCCGAGCCAGGGCGUUUCACUCUCUCCACAGCUUGUCAGAACUCCUGAUACGGAACAUCAGAAACCUGGAGUCCAUAGAGAAAGGAGCCUUCUCUGACCUCCCCAAGCUCAAACACCUGAGCAUUUGCAACACCGGACUAAGGCAGUUCCCAGAUCUCUCUGCAAUCUCCUCUCUGGAGCCCUUCUUUUACCUAGAAGUGGGAGACAAUAUUGAGAUUGACACCAUCCCCCCCAACGCUUUCCAGGGCAUGACGGAGGAAGAGACAUACAUGGACCUCGUCAGAAACGGAUUCAAAGACGUACAGCGCUACGCGUUCAACGGGACGAAAAUGUCUAAACUGAUCCUGAAAGGCAACAAGAACCUGCGUAAAAUCCACGAUGAAGCCUUUGAAGGAGCGGCAGGGCCGAGUCUGCUUGACGUGUCUCUGACGGCCCUGCGCUCGCUCCCGGCCCUGGGCCUGCAGCAGGUGACUGUGCUGACCGCCCGCUCAACCAAGGGCCUGAAGACCCUGCCCCCGCUGGAGAGCCUGCUCAACCUGCAGGAGGCCCACCUCACCUACCCCAGCCACUGCUGCGCCUUCCACACCUGGCGCCGGAAACAGAGGGAGAACGCUUUCCUGGGCUCCUUCGGGAACUUGUCCAGGCUGUGCAGCAGCAGUGCCCCGCAGGGAUUCGGGUACCCCUCACCCAGCGGCGGGCUGUACCCGGACUACGCGCUCUACGACCUGGACUUCCAGUACCUCAACCUGGAGCUGUGCGUGAGCGACGCGCCCAUCCGGUGCACGCCGGAGCCCGACGCCUUCAACCCCUGCGAGGACCUGCUGGGCUACGCCUACCUGCGGGCGGCCACCUGGGCGAUCGCGGUGUCCGCGGUGCUGGGCAACCUGGCGGUGCUGGCGGUGCUGCUGACCAGCCGGCACAAGCUGACGGUGUCGCGCUUCCUGAUGUGCAACCUGGCGUUCGCCGACCUCUGCAUGGGCGUGUACCUGCUGCUGAUCGCCGCCGUGGACCAGCACUCCCGGCGGCAGUACUACAACCACGCCACCGACUGGCAGACGGGCGGGGGCUGCGGCGCGGCGGGCUUCCUGACGGUGUUCGCCAGCGAGCUGUCCGUGUACACGCUGGCGGUGGUCACGCUGGAGCGCUGGCACACCAUCACGCACGCGCUGCGGCGCGACCGCAAGCUGCGCCUGCGCCACGUGGCGGCCCUGAUGGCGGGCGGCUGGGGCUUCUCGCUGCUCGCCGCCCUGCUGCCCGUGCUGGGCGUCAGCAGCUACGGCAAGGUCAGCAUCUGCCUGCCCAUGGACAUCGAGACGCCGGCGGCCCAGGCCUACGUGGUGGGCGUGCUGCUGCUCAACGCGGCCGCCUUCCUGGCGGUGUGCGUGUGCUACGGCCGGAUCUACGCCAGCGUGCGCAACCCCCACCUGGCCACCCGCCGCAGCGACGCCAAGAUGGCCAAGCGCAUGGCGGUGCUGAUCUUCACCGACUUCCUGUGCAUGGCGCCCAUCUCGUUCUUCGCCAUCUCCGCCGCGCUGCGCAUGCCCCUCAUCACCGUGUCGCACUCCAAGAUCCUCCUCAUCCUCUUCUACCCCAUCAACGCGCUGUGCAACCCCUUCCUGUACACCAUCUUCACCCGCGCCUUCCGCCAGGAGCUGCGGCUGCUCCUGAGGCGCUGCGGGGGCUGCGGGGCCCCCCGGCGUCUGCCCCGGCUGCUGGGCCAGGGGCCCCGCCACACCGGCCCCUGCAGGAAGCCCAGCUCGCUCCGCUUCUACGCCUACCACAUCAAGAUGCAGGGCUGCAUCCUCAACAAGGGCCCCAAGUAA